Messenger RNA from Penicillium mononematosum, 351 nucleotides. RefSeq names its product NEDD8 family protein RUB1. Lineage: Eukaryota; Fungi; Ascomycota; Eurotiomycetes; Eurotiales; Aspergillaceae. The transcript has 4 exons. Gene Ontology annotation, cellular component: cytoplasm; nucleus. Gene Ontology annotation, biological process: modification-dependent protein catabolic process; regulation of proteolysis; protein neddylation. Gene Ontology annotation, molecular function: ubiquitin protein ligase binding; protein tag activity. Bases 1 to 351 code for a protein of 116 amino acids. The record is from RefSeq and is a predicted model, not a curated record.
AUGUUGAUCAAGGUCCGAACACUCACCGGCAAGGAGAUCGAGCUCGACAUCGAGCCUGACUACAAGGUAAACCACCCGUCAAGACUGGAUGCGUUUCCGGCUUCUCCCCGCACGGAAUCACUCUACCCUUCGACCGAAACCCCAUCGCUAUAUCAAUACUUUCUGAAUGUCUCCCGGAUAAAGGAGCGUGUCGAGGAGAAGGAGGGAAUUCCCCCAGUCCAGCAACGACUCAUUUUCGGCGGCAAGCAGAUGGCGGAUGACAAGACAGCCUCAGAAUAUAACCUCGAAGGUGGCGCCACGCUCCAUCUUGUGCUUGCUCUGCGUGGAGGAUGCGCUGCGAAGUCGAAAUAA